This is a messenger RNA of Dovyalis caffra, 615 nucleotides long. NCBI's taxonomy places the organism in Eukaryota, Viridiplantae, Streptophyta, Magnoliopsida, Malpighiales, Salicaceae. The record is from the annotation of a GenBank genome assembly.
AUGGCAAUGAUACUUAGGCUUGGUGGUGGAGGUGGCGGCGGUGGUGGUGGAGUUGGUGAUGGUGAUGGAAGGUCCAUCAUAGAAACAUGUGGAGAGGAAAACUUGCAAAAAGUUAUCAUUUAUUUUACACGUGAAAGAAGUUGGGAUAAGGGACGUAAUAGCCGACGUCCAAAUGUAUCCCUGAUGGAUUCGUUCCAUGCGGAUGUUGGAGUCGGCAGAUUCAGCCACUGGCGCAACUUGGAGGGAUUGCAGCGUGUACAACAAUGUCACAACACAGGCUUCCAUUUUUCAUUUGAGGAAUUAGAGGUAACAAAGCCCCGUGAGAUAGUCCUACACUCUUGGAGACCUCGACCGACGUGGACAAUGAAGAGUCAUCUCUUAGGUCUCCCUCUCAAAUACAGGCACAUGCAUGCUCACCCUAGCUCACACGGUUUCCUUGACGCGGUUGAGAAAGCAGAAUGGCCUUCGUGUCCACCAGCAACCACAUCACAUUUUGAAAAGGAUGCAUUGAAUCAUGAGUAUCACGAAAAUGGUGAAAAAGAGGCAGAUGCCCAGUUUUUGUUGAUUACUUCUUGUUUUGUGAUAAGGAUACGAUCCAUCUCCUGUUGCAUGUAA